Girardinichthys multiradiatus is the source of this 3301-nucleotide messenger RNA. RefSeq names its product Raf-1 proto-oncogene, serine/threonine kinase a (gene raf1a). Gene Ontology annotation, molecular function: protein kinase activity; ATP binding. The coding region runs from base 306 to 2333 and encodes 675 amino acids. The transcript has 18 exons. Gene Ontology annotation, cellular component: mitochondrion; plasma membrane; cytosol. Gene Ontology annotation, biological process: signal transduction; protein phosphorylation. The record is from RefSeq and is a predicted model, not a curated record. Lineage: Eukaryota; Metazoa; Chordata; Actinopteri; Cyprinodontiformes; Goodeidae.
CAUAGGUAUUCGAAAAGGCCAAAAAGUCUAAAUUAAUGCAUAUUUUGCUUUUAAACCAACUUAGGUUUAUGUUUCAAUCUCUCAUUGAAACUGUAUGAAGCUGCCUUAUGGGAACCAUAUAUGCUGAACCCAUCAGGAGAUGCAGACACAGGAUUUUAGCAAAGCUGAUUGUCUCUAAGAUGGUGCCAACUCCAGUUUGCUAAAAGGACCUCCGGGCCAUCUGUGAUUUGGUAACCUCAGGGGACCCAGACUGGGAUGCCACAGACAUGGUGAACACAUGACCACUGUGAGUGUUUGUUUUACUGAUGGACCACUUUCAAGGACCGUGGAAGACCCUGAGCAAUGGCUUCGGAAUGAAGGACUCACCGUUUGAGGGCCCCUGCCUAUCCCCAACCAUUGUCCAGGGCUUCACCUGCCAGCGACGCUCCUCAGACGAUAGCAAGAUGUCAGACUCCAAGGCUAGCAGCACAAUCCGCGUCUUCCUCCCAAACCAGCAGCGCACUGUGGUAAAUGUGCGACCAGGUAUGACUCUUUACAGCUGUUUGAUCAAAGCCUUGAAGGUGCGGGGUCUGCAGCCUCAGUGCUGCGCCGUCUUCAAGCUGCAUGCCGGACAGAACAGUAAAAAAUCCCGGAUGGACUGGAACACUGAUUCAGCCUCGCUGAUCGGGGAAGAGCUGCUGGUCGAGGUUUUAGAUCACGUUCCUUUGACAACGCAUAAUUUUGUCCGGAAGACAUAUCUUAAGCUAGCCUUCUGCGACAUUUGCCAGAAGUUUCUCCUUAAUGGAUUCCGCUGCCAAACAUGCGGCUAUAAAUUUCAUGAGCAUUGUAGCACCAAAGUGCCCACAAUGUGUGUGGACUGGAGCAACAUUAGACAGCUCCUCAGGUUUUGUCCAACACCGGGUGAGAGUGUUUUCCCGUCCCUGCCACAGCUCACAUCUCGACGUAUGAGAGAAUCCCUGACCCGGGUUCCAAGCUCGGGCCACCGAAAUUCCAUCCCUCAUGCCUUCAACUAUACCACUUCGUACCCACCCACAGGCGGCGGUCUCUCCCAGAGGCAGCGCUCCACUUCUACGCCCAAUGUCCACAUGGUCAGCACGACCCUCCCUGUAGACAGUAGCAUGUUUGAGCUAGACUGUCUGAGUACCUCUCCCAGCUCCUGGUGCCAUAGAUUCUGGCUGAAGAGGAAAGUAGGUAUUGUGCCCUUCUCCGAGUCUUUUGUUGAGGCCUCGUCUGAGAGUCCAGAAAAGGAGGCAAUGCGAGAUCAUGACUCGGCUGGAAGUUCCCCCAGCCAGAGCCCCACAGGUUGGACCCAGCACAAAGCUCCAGUACCUUCCCAGCGAGAAAGAGCCUCAUCCAACACUCAGGAGAAAAAUAAAAUUAGGCCUAGGGAUAAGCGAGAUUCGAGUUUUUAUUGGGAAAUUGAGGCCAGUGAGGUUUAUCUACAUUCCCACAUUGGUGCAGGUUCUUUUGGAACUGUAUACAAAGGAAAAUGGCAUGGUGAUGUUGCAGUGAAGAUCUUAAAGGUUACUGACCCAACACCGGAGCAGCUCCAGGCAUUCAGAAAUGAAGUGGCUGUCCUGAGGAAAACACGACAUGUCAACAUACUUUUGUUUAUGGGCUACAUGACGAAGGACAACCUGGCCAUCGUGACCCAGUGGUGUGAGGGUAGCAGCCUGUACAAACACAUUCAUGUCCUGGAGACUAAUUUCACCAUGAUCCAACUUAUAGAUAUUGCCAGGCAGACAGCUCAGGGCAUGGAUUAUUUACAUGCAAAAAACAUAAUUCAUCGUGACAUGAAGUCCAACAACAUCUUCUUGCAUGAAGGGUUGACUGUAAAAAUUGGGGACUUUGGUCUUGCUACCGUGAAGUCCAGGUGGACUGGGUCAAACCAGGUGGAGCAGCCAUCUGGAUCCAUUCUCUGGAUGGCUCCUGAGGUUAUCCGAAUGGAGGAUAACAAUCCCUACAGCUUCCAGUCUGAUGUCUAUUCCUAUGGAAUCGUUCUCUUUGAGCUGAUGACUGGAGAGCUCCCAUACUCCCACAUAGCAAGCAGAGAUCAGAUUAUAUACAUGGUGGGAAGAGGCCGUUUGUGCCCAGACCUCAGUAAGCUCUACAAGAACUGCCCCAAAGCCAUGAAGAGGUUAGUAGCUGACUGCAUCGAGAAGUCCAAGGAAGAAAGGCCGCUCUUUCCACAGAUCUUGUCCUCCAUUGAGCUCCUCCAGCACGCCCUCCCUAAGAUAAACCGCAGUGCCUCAGAACCGUCCCUGCACAGAGCCGCGCAGACCGAGGACAUCAAUGCCUGCACUCUGACCACCAGGCUGCCUGUUUACACAUAGACUCCCCCCCCCCCCCCCCCCCCCCCCCCCCCCCCCCCGCAUCAAAAAAAUCAUAUUCCUCACUAUCAGUACAUCGAAAAUGGACCUCCUAAAAGACAUUUGUAUGGAACAGUACACAUACAAUCAUACAUAAACCAUUGUUAGUCAAUGAAUAUGUCAGUAAAGGAGCAUAGCAGGAGGAGGAGCAUCUGAGAUUAACUAUGGAAGAAUGCAAUAGAAUCUACAUAUGCAGAGUUCAGCAUAAGGUACAUCACAUGCAUUAAGAAGUUUGUUGAGGCUUUGUGUUCGUAUCGUUUUUGAUUUAAAUUGCAUAUAGAAGCACACGCCUACCUGAGGCAACAAUGAAUGGACACUGAAGGAAGCUCAGGAGACGCAUGUUCGCUGAUCUGUGCCCUGAGCCCUGCUCCUAUCAGGCCUAAAGAGGACUACUUAAGCUUAGCUGCCUUACGAGGAAACAAAGUCUGGACUACAUUUCUGCCCAACUUUAUCUCUGGUUAUCACAAAGCCACUGGAUGCAGCCCGUCUAGCUGCACAGUAGCUGAUUCUGCUUUCUCUUUAUUUUGGGCCUUUUUUUAAGACUUCUGUCCUGUCUCGCAGUGGGGUUUUUAUCGCUUUCAUUAAAUAUUUGUCAACGCCCACACUGUUUAGUUCUUAUUAUUGUUUGGUUAUCAUGCGCUGGACAUUCGGCAUGCGUCUUAAAUAUUUUAAGUGAUUUGGAAACUAAUUUUGUUGUUUGUUUCACCUUGAGGAGGUUAAAUGUUUUAUUUUAAAGUUGGUGGGAAAGUGUCUAUUCAAUAUUUUAAUAAAAUUAAGUUAAAAAUUAUUUGCCAAAAUAAGCUGAGUUGAUCAUGUUCAUUUUGGCUUUUGAAAUGCCUCUGUUGCUCAUCACUUCCUGUAUAGGUGUAUCUCAGUAAAUUACAAUAUCAUCAAAAAGAUUGCUUUUCAAUAAAUUAAUACAAAAAGUUAAA